ACAGAACGCAUGACUUUUGUUGCACUGAUUGGCUCAUGUCUUUAUCAUUUCCAUUGGUUGUCGACUAGUACUUUUUACGCGUUCAUUGUGCGCAAUCGCGUGUAACACAAUCUGUCAGACUCUUUCAACCGCACGGUUUACGAUGACUGACACUAAAAAGGCAAAGGAUACAAAAGUAAAUUCUCCGGAGAAGGCAAAAGCUUCUUCGGACAAAAAAGAUGGAAAAAAGGGUCGAAUUAGGCCAAGAAAUUAUGAUUUGGGAAAUGGAGUUUAUAGAUUCAGUCGUACCCGCAUGUUUCACAAGAAAGCCAUUUACAAAUUUAUUGACAAGAAAACUCCAAAAACGGUGAAACCUAAGAAACCUGUAACCAUUGAAAAGAAAAUCAGUGGUGACAAAAAUGGAGAGAAACGUAUUGUAUUAUUAAAAAAAAGGCGUGCUAAUUAUCCCACUGCUGAUCCAGUAACUGUACAUCAUGCUAAGAAAUGUUUCCGUGAUCACAAUCGUUAUUUGAGACCCUCAUUGAAACCUGGAACUAUUUGCAUUCUACUUGCUGGAGCUCAUAAAGGAAAAAGAGUUGUAUUCUUAAAGCAACUUAAGAGUGGUUUACUUUUAGUUACCGGUCCUUUCUUGAUCAAUAGUUGUCCACUCAGAAGAGUUAGUCAAAACUAUGUUAUUGCUACCUCUGCGCGUCUUAACAUCUCUCAUUUGAAACUUCCGGCUCACAUAAACGACGAUUAUUUCAAGAGGAAACGUGAAAAACGUGCGAAGAAGGAAGAAGGUGAUAUAUUUACCAAGAAGAAAGACGAAUACAAAGCAAGCGACCAGAGGAAAGCCGAUCAGAAAGUGGUUGAUAAAUUUGUGAUUUCUGCAAUCAAGAAGCACAAGGAGAAAAAAAUGUUAUUCACUUAUCUGUCGGCGAUGUUUGGCUUAAGAAGCAGUCAAUACCCACACAGAUUAAAAUUCUAAUUUUCUGUGAUUUCAAUAUAAAUAUAUAAUAAAUACAGAAACAA
Hylaeus anthracinus is the source of this 1011-nucleotide messenger RNA. It is a transcript of the gene RpL6, whose product is annotated as 60S ribosomal protein L6. The transcript has 4 exons. Bases 143 to 967 code for a protein of 274 amino acids. Gene Ontology annotation, molecular function: RNA binding; structural constituent of ribosome. Gene Ontology annotation, cellular component: cytosolic large ribosomal subunit; ribosome. The record is from RefSeq and is a predicted model, not a curated record. NCBI's taxonomy places the organism in Eukaryota, Metazoa, Arthropoda, Insecta, Hymenoptera, Colletidae. Gene Ontology annotation, biological process: cytoplasmic translation; ribosomal large subunit assembly.